GGCCAUCGACUCGACUUCUUGAGAGUUGAGACGCCAUUUUAAGAAUUUUCAUCGACGACUGACGCUUCGUUACGGUAAUUGUGUUUUACCAUUUAAAUUAUUUCUUUGUAAUAUAUUACAUUGAAAAGAUUUGAAAUGGGUAAAAGGGAUAAAAGAGGUGAUACAAGUGAGGCAUCAAGUGAAGAAGAAUAUGUAGUAGAGAAGGUUCUCGACAAACGUACUGUUAAAGGAAAGAUACAAUACCUGUUGAAAUGGAAGGGUUACAAAGAGGACGAGAGCACAUGGGAACCAGUGGAGAAUCUUGACUGUGAGGAACUGAUCAAGACCUUUGAGGAAAAUAGGAAGGAAAAAGAAAAAGAAAAAGAGUCAAAAACGAAGAAACCAGAAGACCGUGGCAAAAAACGUGUCCGUGAAUCCAGUGAAGAGACUUCCUCUGGGCGCAAAGGCCGUGGCACCAGUGUCUCAUCUGCUGACGACCACAAGGACUCCAAGAGGGAACGCAAGGAAGACAAAUCAAAAUCUGGUUUCGAUAAAGGGCUGAAAGCUGAGAAGAUUAUAGGUGCAUCAGAUGCAACAGGAGAGCUGAUGUUUUUAAUUAAAUGGGCUGAUUCUGAUGAGGCUGAGCUAGUGCCUGCUAGAGUUGCUAAUCUCAAAUGUCCUCAACAGGUGAUCGCUUUCUACGAAGAGAGGCUUACGUGGCACACGCCGGCGGAGUCCGAAUGAUAUAGAAUCGCAUGUGGCAUGCCCAGUAUCCGAUAUGGCGGGGACUAUUUCUACGACCGCGCCUUGGAGAUUCGUGAGCGUCAACGCCACAUAUAACACACGACACUAAGGAGUGUUACAUGCGAUGGAUCUACUAUUUCAAUAGUAUUCAUAAUACUAUUAUUCAUUUUGAAAACUAUAAUGUGAGAAGAUAUGGUUUAAUUUAUGUUGGAUAGAUUCCCACGGACAGAGUCCGUAUUUGUGUAUUCAUGUGAAUGUGUAGUUUAUAAGCUGUUUUGUGGCAGUAGUGGGCCACUGGCUUCAUCUUUUCAUCAUUUGCAUAUUAUGCUUGGUAUAUACUUAGAUAUUUAUAUUUCUGACAUGUCAGGUAGAUCUUUGCUCUGAUGUAAGUAAAUACAGGUGAGUUUCAUCACCAUCUGAACUUUAUCAUGCAUGAUCAUUGAAUAAGUUUAUUUUUAUAAAGAUACAGAUGAAAUUUGGAUUGUGAUUAACGAGUUCCUGUAUAUUUAUUUACAAAUGCAAUUUAUGUCAAAAGACACUUCUCUCACAUUAUCUUCCAAUGAUUUGUAAACAUUUAAAGUGUUAUUUGUUACAAGAUCUUUCGUAGUUUAGUGAAGUACCAGCUAAUGUUACAAGUUGAAGAGAUUGAUCUCUCUCUGUGUAAUAGUUUUAUGUGAUUUGGAGAACAGGCUGACAUACAGCCCAUGUUUAUAUUUUUGCAAGAAUUCAGAGUGAGAAGCAAAUAGUCAUUGUAGAGACUACUGUAAUAAUAAUAAUAAAUAUAAAAUAAUAUUAUGUUUACAUCCGUACGUGUAUGUUACACAAGUUUCAUAUUUAUUCCUAAAUUUUAUAAUCAUUGACUAACGUAAGGUGGCAUGAUUGUAGUUUUUCGGUAAAAAUAAUUACUUACUCAUCACAAGUGACGCUGAGUUUCGUCCUAUUGGGCGUCUAUAGCUGGUGAAUGCGUCGCUUGCGAGCAUGUUGGGGACUGCGCACGAGUGGUAUCAAUACAUAGUAUAAAACAAAGUCGCUUUCGCUGUAUGUCCGUAUGUAUGCUUAGAUCUUUAAAACUACGCAAC
This is a messenger RNA of Spodoptera litura, 1802 nucleotides long. RefSeq names its product chromobox protein homolog 5. Gene Ontology annotation, cellular component: nucleus. Lineage: Eukaryota; Metazoa; Arthropoda; Insecta; Lepidoptera; Noctuidae. The record is from RefSeq and is a predicted model, not a curated record.